AUGUCGGUUGCACAAUUAAAUGGAGCUAAAGCGGUGGUUCGAGAAAACCCGGCAUUGUAUCCCGAGAUUGUGAAAGGGAUUCUUAAUAUUGCCGAUCGGCCAGAGACCGACUUGAGGAGGUGGUGUGCUGCUUUUCUUGUCGAUGCGUUUGCCAGUCCAGACCUAAGUGAGGAAGUCAAGCAGACACUAGCAACCGAAUCGUUGGCUGCUUUGUUGACCUUGAUUGGGGACAGAGACUUUGUGGUUUUACGCCACGCGAUCACCUGCACCGGCAUAGUGUAUCCUUUGCUAUUUUCUUAUGUUUGCACGAGGCCUAUGGAGGGCAAGCUUUGGGACGAUUUGCGACGACUAAAGGGUAGUGCUCUCGCUCAUUGGAGCGCAGAACAACGUCACUUGGGUAUUUCUGCGGCCUGCAUCAAACUGGCGCAAGUUAUUGUUCAAGUUCAGUCAAAACAGCCCUCUCAUCGCGGUGACGUUUCGUUGGCUAAUGUCCCAUCUGGUCAUCCUUUGAUCGAGCCUGUAGAACUUCUUGCUGAGGCUUCGGGGCUGCUUGAUCGCCUGUUAUCGUAUUUUACUGAACCGGAUCUUGAUGUUGUCUACUUUCAAGCUUCUUUCAAUGCUGUUUUGUCCCUGGUCCAGUCGCGCCCGAGUUUGGGCCCAAAGAUUGUUUCUGCCGUUUUGGCGUUUGAUCCUAAUCGCAAACGACACUCUUGCUCGAUUGAAGCUGUAGAUAUCGCGUUGAAAUAUGUCGACAAGUCUCUACAGCUCGAGUUAGGCGCUCUGGCCCAUCACAAUAUGGUUCCUCAGUAUACCUCCGGUAUUCAGCGUUUUCUUGCAAAAAUCAGCGAGGGAAGAGCGAAUGCCAGUCUUCGGAAGCGUGCUGCUGAAGUCGAAGAUAGUCCUAUGGCCAAACGUGUCCGGCUAGCCGACGCAGAUAUGCCGCUCAUAACAACUACCAGGCUGCCUGGUGGCGAGGUGCCGCUGAGCGACUUGUACAGUCUUGUUGAUGCAGACAAUGCGUUGGCAAAGUUCAAUGCUCGCGACUUACAGCUAAAUGUUGCAAUUGAGAUAGCAAUGUCGUCUCUUAGUCAAGCAAAUCAAACAUUACUAGAUAACUGUUUGUCUAUCGUUUCAAAACGUUAUGAUUCAGUUCCGGAGUCUGGUAGAGUUGUAAAACGUCCAAGCGAUGACACGCCCCCACCUGCUCAAGAAGCUCUAGCGCCGGCUGCUCCUGAGGAGUUUGAUAUUUCGAAUCCUCCAAAAUUCAAUCCUGAGCAAAUCGCAACCCGAACAGUUGAAUUGGUGAGCCGCUUAGAGGCUGCUGCAAAAGACGCGCCAGCUGAAGAAAAGCUCGAAGGUGUGGAUGCCCUCCGGCGAUCUGUGUUGGAAAAAUGGACUGCAAACGCUUGGAUCUUUGUGGCAUCGCGGGCGGUGUCGCGAGGUGUCCCCGCGGACAGCGUGGUGGCCACAGCUAUACGUGACCAUCUGUACAAUUAUGUUAUUACGGAUUUCCGAGCUCGGCUCGAAGUUAUGGUUUGGUGGUUGAGUGAAGAGUGGUAUGCUGAAUAUGUUCUUGCUGAAAACGCACCUGAAGAUUCGGCCAAAAGUAUUUAUUACCAACAAGUGGGUCGGAUUGUUGACCAGGUACUUCCUCGACUGGAAAUGUCCGACUCAAGAACACUAAUUCGUUUCUUCAGCGAACUGCCCGAUCUCAAUCGUGACAUCAUUUUCAAGUUACGUGGUAUCUGCCAAGAUCCCGAGCGAUCUGGUCUUGGUUUCCGCACGCUUAAAUUCUUGAUCCUGUUCAAGCCCCCCACCAAAGAGGCUUGCUUGGAUCUUCUCACGGAGUUGUAUAAAGAGGGUGCCGAUGGAGCCGAGGCUAUUCUGAAGAAGCAUCGCCCGGAAGCUGUUUCGGAACCUCAGGCCUAA
This is a messenger RNA of Wickerhamiella sorbophila, 1929 nucleotides long. RefSeq names its product mRNA cleavage and polyadenylation specificity factor complex subunit pta1. The record is from RefSeq and is a predicted model, not a curated record. The transcript has a single exon. Lineage: Eukaryota; Fungi; Ascomycota; Dipodascomycetes; Dipodascales; Trichomonascaceae. Gene Ontology annotation, cellular component: mRNA cleavage and polyadenylation specificity factor complex. Bases 1 to 1929 code for a protein of 642 amino acids.